AUGGAUAUGGAGGAUGGAUGUAUGGUAACAGAGUACGACCGCCGAAUGAAUGGAGUUGAAGGUGGAAAACAGAUAGAGCUUGCACUUGGAGACUUGGAAAGAAUCGUGAAUAACCCGAAGGUCACCUUGGAGACUUUUCUUCUGAUGCUCAUGAACUAUGAUGACAUGGAAGUUCGCAAGAAGCGGUACGAAGAGCUCAGUGAAAAAUUCCAAAAGUGGAGCUGGGCAAAAGUUGAGACUCUGAUGUUUGGAGGGUUACAGUUCAAAGAAGUUGGAUCGAUUCUAACCAACUUUGAUGCCAAAAAUCUGAAAAAGAUUCAAAUGGACCUGUUCGAUGAGGAAAUCGGAAAGGAAGUAGCUGAGGAAGUCGCGGAUUUGGAGCAAUGGAAAAAUGCAAAAGUUAUUGGGCUUAAUGAGGGCUGCAAAUUGGAUCUAGGCAUUGCCAACUUCCUUCAUUUCGAUGAGCUUACUGUGGCAUUGAAGAGAUUUACAGUUGAGGACGCAGUUACUGUUAGAGAGAAGCUUCUCAAAACCGCUGCCAACACUAUGGAAAUUGCUCAGGUCUUUGAGCAACAAUACACCCCCAAACGCCGUGAUCAAAUACUCUGUAGACGAAGCGGAUUUCAAUAUUGA
Messenger RNA from Caenorhabditis elegans, 633 nucleotides. It is a transcript of the gene fbxa-131, whose product is annotated as DUF38 domain-containing protein. NCBI's taxonomy places the organism in Eukaryota, Metazoa, Nematoda, Chromadorea, Rhabditida, Rhabditidae. The record is from RefSeq and is marked reviewed. The coding region runs from base 1 to 633 and encodes 210 amino acids. The transcript has 2 exons.